Molecule: messenger RNA, 570 nt
Organism: Fusarium oxysporum Fo47
Lineage: Eukaryota; Fungi; Ascomycota; Sordariomycetes; Hypocreales; Nectriaceae
Exons: 3
Coding region: 1-570 (189 amino acids)
Source: RefSeq, a predicted model, not a curated record
AUGGCCAUCGAUGCAACCGCAACGUCGGUAGAGCCAACAUCUCUUGGCCGUACUCUCCUUGCAGUUGGCAUUUUCUUUCUCAUUCCGACAUUAAUUAUCCUUAUUCUGAGAUAUUACGCUCGGUUAAAACACCAUAUUUUUGACGUCGAUGAUGGUCUCAUGCUGGUCGGUUGGAAUGAUGGACGAAAGUUCCUCUGGUGCUUCCAAGUCACAUACUGCUUCUCGUUGCUGUUUCUCAAAAGCUCCAUUUGCGUCACCCUUCUCCGCAUCGCCGUGAUCGAAACACACCGUAUUAUCAUCUGGUGCAACCUCAAAUUUGCCAUAUUAUCUACAAGCGUCGUUAUUAUCGGGCUGUUCCUCAUCUGCCGGCCAAUUUCUAUCGCUUGGGGCCAUACAGGAACAUGUGCAUCAACAGUAGUCAUUGCAAGCCUCGGCUAUCUUGUAUCUGCUGGCGCAGUCGUGACAGAUUGGAUCUGUGCUAUCUUGCCUCUCUUUAUGCUCUACAAAUUCAACAUGAAGUUAGCGACAAAGAUUGGCGUCAGUGCUGUUCUGGGAUCGGCCGCUUUGUGA